AUGAAUGAGGUUCAGCCCCAGGAUGGGAUUUUUUGUCCUGUGUUUCAGGUGAUAUACCCCGGAGAUGCAGUUCUGAGCACUCAGGAAAAAACAAAUAUCUGUUAUUUGGCGUUUCCAGACUCCAACAGUGGUAAUACUAAGGAUACGAAUUUCCAUUUCCGCAUAAGAAGGGGAACGACUGAAAUCACUGCCUCGCAAAGAGCUCUUUUGGAGUGCUCCGCCCAUGCAGCAUCAUUUGAUCCCAACUACCUUUAUGGUUUUGUGCAUUUUCGUCAGCAAAAAGACGCUUCUAUUCAUCGUGGGUACUACCAGAAGAGCCUUGUAUUGAUAACGAUUCUACCAUUUUUCAAUCUCUUCUCUCUAGUUAUUGAGAAAAUCGCUCUGCAGUUCUUCCAGAAUGGCGAACCUGCUAUUGAAGCUGCAUGUCACGACAUGGAUCAAUGGCCGUCACCUUGUGUAGGCGAGCCGCUCUCAUUGCCCUUGUUAGGCUCUCUUCUUCGGAUCCGUAUUCCCUGCAGAAACGACUUACCAUUGGACUUUCGCCUGGUCCCAACUUUGAAAGAUAUCACUGGCACUAAUGUGGACACAGUGAUUUUGACAUCGGUUCAUCAAGUCGAUAUGUACAAGGCACUUCAUACAGUUAUUAAUCAUCUUCAAUUGUUGUGGGAGCUGGUAUUACUGGGAGAGCCUCUGCUGGUUAUGGCUAACACCCCACAACGCUGUUCCUCUAUAGUACAGGCAUUGUCUCGCUAUUGCUGCUCUGAAAUAUCACAACGAUUUCCGCCCAUUCUUUACGAUUCAUGA
Molecule: messenger RNA, 804 nt
Organism: Cooperia oncophora
Lineage: Eukaryota; Metazoa; Nematoda; Chromadorea; Rhabditida; Trichostrongylidae
Source: the annotation of a GenBank genome assembly